AUGGCAAAUCUCACCUUAGAGCUUAACAUCAACUCCGCAAGUGAUCUUAAGCAUGUCAACUACAUCACAAAGAUGAACGUUUACGCCGUCAUAACCCUUGAAGGCGACAAACACCGAAAGAAACAGAAGGUGAAAACUGCUGUUGAUCGCUCUGGUGGAUCCAACCCUAAUUGGAAUCACGCUAUCAAAUUUUUUGUCAACGAGAGAUUAGCCCUUGAAGGUCGUUUGACACUCGUCGUGAGAUUGUUCUCCAAACGAAUCCUCGGUGAUAAAGGUAUUGGUAGUAUUGAAGUGAAAACUACGUCGAAGAAACUGAAAGGUCAUUUGACUUUCUCGUACCGGUUCAAUGGGGCACAUGUUCUGUCUGGUCACGGUUACCACCAGGCGCCAACGUGGGCUAUUCCGAGUCAGCAAGUGUAUGGACCUUAUGGUUACAUACCGCCUCCACCGCCACCGAAUUAUGGAUACCAAGGUCUGCCGACGAAGAAUGAAGCAAGGCUAUAA
Camelina sativa (false flax) is the source of this 504-nucleotide messenger RNA. The record is from RefSeq and is a predicted model, not a curated record. NCBI's taxonomy places the organism in Eukaryota, Viridiplantae, Streptophyta, Magnoliopsida, Brassicales, Brassicaceae.